This is a messenger RNA of Jaculus jaculus (lesser Egyptian jerboa), 3363 nucleotides long. It is a transcript of the gene Armcx3, whose product is annotated as armadillo repeat containing X-linked 3. Gene Ontology annotation, cellular component: mitochondrion. Lineage: Eukaryota; Metazoa; Chordata; Mammalia; Rodentia; Dipodidae. Gene Ontology annotation, molecular function: protein binding. The transcript has 5 exons. The record is from RefSeq and is a predicted model, not a curated record. Bases 533 to 1672 code for a protein of 379 amino acids.
CUCACGUGACCAAGAGCUGACGUGUGCAGAAGUCCUUCUAGUCUUGGUCGUUGUUCCCGUCUGAGUACCAGCUCCCUAUUUCCCUGAGGGAGGGCGGCCCUGUCGCAAAGGAAAGAAGGAAGAAAAGGAAAUUGUCCCGGAUCUUUGCAGUGGGUCCAAGCCUCUCCUGGGUGGCCAGUCUUUUCGUAGGUUGCGGCACAACGCCAGGGAAGAGAGAAGGAAGGAAAUUAACCCGUUCGGUGAAGGUCCAUUUGAGGGUCUGCAGUAGCAGGUGGCCCCGCUAGAAGCAAGAGAGGAAGUUUCUCCGAUCGGUAGAGAUCAAAAAGAUUGUUGGGCGUGGCUUACCUCCAGGAAGCGAAGAAGGGGCAAACUGUCUGUCUCAAGGAGGUCCACUUCCAGAACCAGCUAGUUGGCCUUGAAGUCACUGAAGAAGAUCCCUGUCCACAGGCCUGCACUCCCACCCACAGCCUUCUUCCCACACCCUGAGUGACUACUCCAUUCCCUGGUCCCUGCUGUUGUCAGGGACGAUUGCAUGGGCUACGCCAGGAAAGUAGGCUGGGUGACUGCAGGCCUGGUGAUUGGGGCUGGAGCCUGCUAUUGCAUUUAUAGAUUGACCCGAGGAAGAAAACAGAACAAGGAGAAAAUGGCUGAGGGUGGCUCUGGGGAGGUGGAUGAUGCUGGAGACUGUUCUGGGGCCAGGUAUAAUGAUUGGUCUGAUGAUGAUGAUGACAGUAAUGACAGCAAGAGUAUUGUGUGGUAUCCACCUUGGGCCCGGAUUGGAACUGAGGCUGGGACCAGAGCCAGAGCCAGGGCAAGGGCCAGAGCUACCCGGGCACGCAGGGCUGUCCAGAAAAGGGCUUCCCCUAAUUCAGAUGAUACUGUUUUAUCCCCCCAGGAGCUACAGAAAGUACUGUGUUUGGUGGAGAUGUCUGAAAAGCCUUAUAUUCUUGAAGCAGCUUUAAUUGCUCUGGGUAAUAAUGCUGCUUAUGCAUUUAACAGAGAUAUUAUUCGUGAUUUGGGUGGUCUCCCAAUUGUUGCAAAGAUUCUCAAUACUCGGGAUCCCAUUGUUAAAGAAAAAGCAUUAAUCGUCCUAAAUAACUUGAGUGUGAAUGCUGAAAAUCAGCGCAGGCUUAAGAUCUACAUGAAUCAGGUGUGUGAUGAUACAAUCACUUCUCGCUUGAACUCAUCUGUGCAGCUGGCUGGGCUCAGAUUGCUUACGAACAUGACUGUCACUAACGAGUAUCAGCACAUACUUGCUAAUUCCAUUUCAGACUUCUUUCGUUUAUUUUCAGCAGGAAAUGAAGAAACUAAACUUCAGGUUUUGAAACUCCUAUUGAAUUUGGCUGAAAAUCCAGCCAUGACCAGAGACCUUCUCAGGGCCCAAGUACCAUCUUCACUGGGUUCCCUCUUUAUUAAGAAGGAGAACAAAGAGGUUAUUCUUAAACUUCUGAUCAUUUUUGAGAACAUAAGUGAAAAUUUUAAAUGGGAGGAGAAUGAACCUGUUCAGAAUCAAUUUAGUGAUGGUUCACUGUUUUCCUUUUUAAGAGAAUUUCAAGUGUGUGCUGAUAAGGUUCUGGGAAUAGAAAGUCACCAUGAUUUUUUGGUGAAAGUAAAAGUUGGAAAAUUCAUGGCCAAACUAACUGAGGAUAUGUUUCCAAAGAGCCAGGAAUAAUUCCUUGACUUUGUAGUACAGAAGCAACACACAUUGUAAACUGUUUCUUUUCUCCACCUUGUUUAUAUGGCAAAGGAAUCCUCUCAGCUGCCAAUUUUGAAUAAUGACUAUCAUAGUGUAUUAUUGAUGCAGAUAUUUAACCAAGUUUGUCUUCAGGUUUAAGAUGGAUGAAUGAAUAUCACUACUUGUUCUGAAAACAUGUUUGUUGCUUUUUUAUCUUGCUGGAUAGAUUGAAAUAAUUUUUAUUAUUUCUUCUGCAUAAGUGACAGUGAACAAUACAUCAUAAGUAAGCUCCCUUCUUGUCAUUUACAUUGACUUCAUUUGUGCAUCUCAAUAAAGUUGUGUGUUGAUACUGGAAAGAAAAAAAGGAAGAAAGAAACCAUCCUUGUCCUUUGGUUUAGAAUCCAGUUGUAGGCAUAAAAACACACACAACCUAAAAUAAAUCAGAAUAUCUGGAGCAUACACUCAUUGUCAGAUGUGUGCUCUUAGAACACAGAGGAAGCAAAGACUUCUGUGGCCUAUGAGUCAGCUGAAGCUUCAGGGAGGACACAGCCAUUGAAAAUCAUCCCUGAAUGGGAUAGGGAAGUUAGUGCAUUCCAUGAGACAGGAGCAAAAGGGGAAUGAUGUGAGAAAAGCAUUAAGGUAGGAACCUUCCUAUGGCAUUCAGGGGAGCAACCUUCUUGGAGUGGAGAGUGGGGGAUUAAAUGAUCAUGUAAAGCUAAGUGAAGUCAGUGUGGAGAGCUAUUUGAACAUAUUUUUCACUAGAAAAUGGCUAGGAUUCAUAUAAGUGUCCCCUCUCUCCUGUGCAAUGUCAAAGACGGUGUAGUAAAAUGGAUCCUGUAAAACUCUGGUGGUGGGCAUUUGGUAAUACAUAUCAUGAAGCCUUAAAAUAUGUAGACCCUUUGUCCUAACUAAGGAAGGAAAUGUAUAAAUGGCCAAAGAUUGUAUGUGCAGGGCUGUUCAUGUUGGCACUGUCUUAAGGUAGUACAAAUUGGGAACAACUUCAGUGUCUAGUACACUGGAUUGCCUCAAUGAAUUAAGGAAUGUUCAUAAGUAGGGUGUGAUACAUAUGCUGGUGGAAAUCAAUACUGUUAGAAUAAUAUUCAUCAUGCAUUGUUAAGUGAGCAAGGUAAGUUAGAUAGAAGUACUCAGUGUAUGAUUCAAUUGGGGGGGUCUUAAAUCAUGUUGUAAAAGACACUAAAAUUUAUGGAAUUAUAUAUACCCAAUAGUAAUAACAGUUAUAUUUGGACUAAAGAUAAUGACUAGUCUUUACUUUUUUUUUACAUUUUAUUCAUAUAUGGUUUUUAUCUAAAAUUAUUAUUACUUUUUAGGAAACCUUUGACAAAAAAAUUAAGCAGGUCAUUAAUUCAAGCAUGUAAUUAGAGGAAAAAAUAUUUAGGCUGAAAAUGAGAUAGUUUGAAGUUUCUUCUUCAGAAUGAUAGGUAAAAAGUGAAGAUAAGGUUUAUUGUGAGGAUUAAAUGAGAGCAUAUAUACAAAGUACCUACAAUGUUUUGGCAUAUAGCAGUUAAUUCAGAAAAAAUGAGUACUUUUAAUUAUCUAGGAUGUAGGGUUGCUAUUUUUUUGGUUGACCUUUGUUUUGCUGGGGCAUUCUGCCAUGUUUCAGUGUCAAUAAAUAAUAAUAAUAAUAAUAAUAAUAAUAAUAGUAAUAAAGGUUAACAUUUAUUAAGUGA